Molecule: messenger RNA, 5112 nt
Organism: Saccostrea echinata
Lineage: Eukaryota; Metazoa; Mollusca; Bivalvia; Ostreida; Ostreidae
Exons: 4
Coding region: 1-5112 (1703 amino acids)
Source: RefSeq, a predicted model, not a curated record
AUGGGUCAUAGGACACAGUUUAUAGACAUAUGUAACAUUAAAAUCAGGAAUAAUGAAAUCUUUGCGCAGACUUCCGCGGGCGCCAUGAGCAGACGGACCUCGCUUGUUCUGAUUUUGUCCCUCCUUGUUCAGGGUAGUCUUCAACAAUACGGGCACCUGGAGGAUCCACCCGCGCGCGGAUCUAUGUGGCGGUAUGGAUUUAACACACCUGUUAAUAAUGAGGACAAUUCCCUGAAUUGUGGAGGGAAACAGGUUCAGAUGAAGAACCAGGGUCGAUGUGGGGUCUGUGGCGAUGCCUACGAUGGAAUUCGUGCCCAUGAGUAUGGAGGAAAGUACGCCACUGGACUCAUAUCUAAAUCAUUCCCUCUAGGAACGGAGCAGAUACAAAUCAUUGUCCGAAAUGUCAGUCCACAACUCGGAAGUUACGAAUUCCGGAUUUGUUCUAAGGAUAAUCUUCCUGGAGGUGUAACUCAGGCGUGUCUUGAUCAGAACGUGCUGCUUGUGAGGGAUGACACUUCAGUAAAUUCUGAUUUUCGCUCAAGGUAUUAUGUGACUCCGUCGAUUAGGAACAUGCUUAAUCAUAGAAUAAUCGCCAAACUUCCUACUGGAUUUACCUGUGUACACUGUGUUUUACAGUGGAAAUUUUUAUCAGUGCCAGACAGAGAUGGAUAUAGGGAGGAAUAUGUAAACUGUGCUGAUAUAAGUAUUGGCAGGAAACCAUCUAUGACAGGGACGGGGACUGUUUUUCAGGAAUCGGGGACCGUAGGUACAAACAAUUCAGGAAAUUCAGGAAAUUCAUCCGUAGCCGACAUGACAAAUUCAGAACUUCUGGAAGCAUUACUUGUUUUAGCGGACAUAGAACCAGUGCCAAACAAAGUCACGCCGCUUUCCAAUCCAAUGAGUCCAGGUGCUCAGCAAGAAAAAAAUAUUCCAAAGCACGAACAACUGAUACAGCAGCUGCAAAGCUUGGGUGUUCUUGUACCAAUUGAUUCACCAAAUCAAGGAAGUCCGAAUGCAGUAGAAACAUUGCUUUCACCACCAGAUGCCCAAGUAAAUCCUGACUAUUUCUUGGAACAGUUACAAGAUUUAGGAGUACUGGUACCUGUCGAUCCAAGUCCUUCUGCAUUACAACAAACAAAGAUGGCCCCUUCUGGACAAACCACUUCCUCUGCUCGUUCAAUACAAUCUCUGGUUCCAGACACCGCCCAGUUACCUUCUUCAUCCCCAGAACAGCUCGUUCAACCAUUAAAAGAUAUUGGUGUAUUGGUUCCAGUUGAUGAAGUUCUCAGCUCCGGACAGGCUAAUCAAAAUGCUUUUAACAAACAAGACUCUAAAAUGCAAAAUGUUCGUGAAAACGAACUUGCAAAACAAUUACAUGGAUUGGGAGUAAUUGUUCCAGUUGGACAUGUUGUUCAGUCUCCGAAUUUACUAGCCAAUAAGGACUCUCCAGCUGUCCCUGUGAACAAUGUUCAAUUGACUGCUCCCAGUUCAAACAACAUAAAACCAACAAAUUCAUUUUCUUCUAGUUCAAGGAGUUUCCAAUCUAAUAAUUUUCAUUCGUCUCAGAAAUCACAAAACACACAAAAUCAACAUCGUACAUCUCAGCUUGGUGACAUUUUUAAUUCUAAUGUCGUACGUCAGAAUCAAUUGUCAAGAUCUGAACAACUGCAGGAAAAAAGCUCCAAGUUCACAUCUUCUCAGGGUGAAAUGUCAUCCUUUCUAUCGCCAACAAAAACGGAAACUCACAUGGAAUCAUCAAAAAUGUUUUCAUCUUCAUCUUCAUUCAGAAGCAGUGGAUUUACUGUUAGUAGUGGGAGUGAGAUGAUUCGCGGGGAACCGCGGGAGGUUAAUUCUAAAUUUGGAAAUUUUGGAAGUGUCCAGAGUAGAGAUCAACAGCAGUCAUUGGGGAGAACUAUGCAGAGAAGUAAUCAACAGUUAUCUACUUCAAACCAAAUACAAAGCUCGGCCACGGGACAUAAUGCAUUUGGAUCACAAAAUAAUUUAAAAAGCUUUCAAAACAAUCAAAUGUCCCAUUCGUCAAACUUUCAGCAAGGAAGCAAUUUUGCAAUCAGUUUUUCUUCAAAGGGUUCUGCGAACAACUUGUCACCAUCAAUUUGGAAAAGUAAAAAUAGACCCCAGUCUUUAUCUCAAAAUUUUCAGAGCAGCACUGCUGAGGUAGGUGGCUUUGGACUUAGUGGUAAUAACAAGAAUUCUUUGUCACAAAAUGGCGGAGCUUUCCUCGGAGAUGUUGUACAAGGAUCAGAUAAGAGAAAUAACGGCAUUCAAAGUUUAUCCAGAUCUGACAGCGCUCUCUCCAGUCCUGCUGGCUCACUUAGUUCAAAAAGCCAGUCACAGUCCAAAGGAUUUCACACCCAGGAAAGUCAUACAUCUCAAGUAAUCUCUAGUGCUGAUCUGUCUGGAAAUAUUGAGAAUGAAAAGAUUAAAUCUUCAAAAGAUACGCUUACUAGCUUAUCAAUAAAGAAGCCGAAAAAAGAAUCAAUUAGCAAUGUCAUCAAUCUAUCAGCAUCGACAUCUGUUAAGCAAAAAGAACAGGGGCAAACUAUCUUUAGUUCAUCAGCAAUAGUAGACGCAUUUGGAAAUGUUGCAAAAACGACACAAACUGAAUCGUCAGGUAUCGCAGAUAAACAACAUACAGUGUCCAAGACUGAGAAAAUCGGAUCAUUAAAGCAUCUUGAGAGCACGACAGUAUCGUUUUCAAAUAGUUUUUCUGCAAAAAAUAAUGAACUUACCAACACUAAGACAGAUGUGGACUCGCUCGGAAUAAAUUUCUCCAAAAUGAAAUCAAAAAACUCACCAAUAGCUGACAACUUGAAAUUUAUCGAAAACACAAAUUCUAAAACUGAUAUUUUUACAAACAUAGAGACAUCUAGCAAAUUACCAAAUGUGGAUGUUUUUGGCAACAUUGUAAACACAGAAGCCGAGGUAUUCAACCCCCCAUUGGUGAAUUCCGAGGGAAAUUUGUUUCAAAAUCCCACAGAUAACCUCAUAAAAUCUGCAAAUAUUACAGAAACAAGUGAGAAUAAAGCCGUCAAGGAAAAUCAACAAAAAUCAACUAAACCUGAUAUGAACUUGAAAAGUACUCUAGCUCCCACUACACCAAAAAACGAAAAAGAAAUGUUAACAAUCCAAGUACCGUCGCUUGAUAUGCUUAUGCCCAUUCAGUUAACAACACCACCUCUAAUUCAAAGUAAUUCUAUAAUAACAACAGUCCCAUCUGUAAUCGAUGUUACAAAAACACCUAAAGAUAAUUUGAACCCAUCUCCACUUUCGACUGUUGGUCCAUCCUUCCGCCAAAUACCCCUAGAAUCCAUCAACAACUCACCCGCGUUCCCCUCAGUUGAAAAAUCUAAACACAACCCAACUUCGAUUGCAUCGUCUCUUCCGAGCUCGGUAAAUGAAACAUGGGGAACCAAGGAAAAACUGAUUGACCAGCAAGGAAAAGAAAGUACUUGGGUGUCACCGAAUGAACUUAAAACCCUUCAUUCAGUUCCUUCAAAUAAAUUCCUUGAUCCGUCGUUUGACCCGAAUAUACACUUACAAAGCACAUCGGAGAGUACAGUUCAAAAUGUUCCAGUGAGAAAUAGUAAUCACAACGUGCACAAUGUACGUCAUAGAUUAGACCCUGCCUUGUUUGGUAUUGGGGCUGUCCCUAAAUUCGAUGCACAAAUUCCAUCAUCUAAGAUUGUUUCUCCAAUAGCUCAUCAAACAAUACGACCCUUGAAGCCUAGCAUUCCCCAGUCCAAACAAUCACCAGUAUCAUUCAGAAGACAUGGCUUAACUAUACAAAAAUCAGUUAUUCAAACAAAAUAUGUUCAGAGUCCAUCUUCAUCUGUACCUCUUCCACCUUUAGACAGUCUUUUUAAAGAUUCAAGAACUAUUCAAAAACCAAAAACCAAAGCUAUUCAAAGACCAACAGCACCAAAGACUAUUAACCAAUCACAGAGAAAAACAAAUAUUCAAGGGAGUCCGCAACAAAUACCAGAAAAUACGGCGCGGGUUGAAGUCGUAGUUCGAAACCCUGCGGAUUCCAUAAAAUUCUUUUCGACUAUAAAUAGUUUUCCUCUAGCACGAAGACGAAGAAUACUGAAUAUGCUCAGACAAAACCGCAUUACAAAUUUACAGUUCACUAAUCCUCAAAUGAUUACCCAUUUAGCUAAUAUGCACGUACAGAGAUUUCCUAAUCGACCACGUCCGACAGCAGCUCAGAUAUCUCAUUUUAUGCAAAGACUCUCAUCUACCUCGAAUGGUCGACGUCUUUUGAAUCAAUGGAGACAAAGAGUAGUAAAUAGAUUCCAACCACCUCAAAGAUUAGAAACAAUUGCACCACCAAUUACAGUCCAAGCAACUGCUACUCCUAAACGUGAAAAUUCAUCUCAAAGUACUUCCACAACGAACAAUUCUCAAAAUACUAAUUCGACAUUGGAAGCAUUUUUCCAGCGAAGAUUACCAGUUGCAAAUGCACAGCAACAAUUCAACUCAGCAGUAAAUUUGGUUCGACAACUUCAGCGUGAACAACAAGCCGAGGAAUUAUUACAGCAACAGCUACAAGACUAUACAAGAAAUGGACAAUUUUCUUUGGCAAGAACCGUGCUAAAUACAUUGCAAUUGCUCCAAAGAAGGAGGUCUGGAUUACUCCAACAAAUUCAGGAGCUAAGACGUGAGAUACAAACAUCCAGCAAUAGGUUACAGGCAGAAAUGAUGGGAACUCCAAAUGAAAGAGCCGUUCUGCGAUUAAGCAGAUCCCAAACGCCCUUACCUCGUUCACAACAAAGACAACAGUCGUCGCCAUCUCCCACACCACCACCUCAGCUAUCUCGGCGUGAACAGGUGCCUGCACAACAGCAGCUUGCACAAAUACAACGUCAACAAUCAUCACGACAACCUAUAAACAGAAACGGACUUCAACAAGUACUCGUUAAUAGACAAACACCUGCAGGUAGCCUUUCUACUCAACCAAGAACAUUUACAAAUAGGAAUGCACGUCUCCGAAACUUACUUAGAAGGGCUCAACGUAAUCCUUUUGCCGGCAUGAUGAACAGAAGCCAAAUAAGAACAGGGUUUCCAGUAAAUAACAGGCAAUUCUUUGGAUGA